Molecule: messenger RNA, 2957 nt
Organism: Helianthus annuus (common sunflower)
Lineage: Eukaryota; Viridiplantae; Streptophyta; Magnoliopsida; Asterales; Asteraceae
Product: serine/threonine-protein kinase/endoribonuclease IRE1a
Exons: 7
Coding region: 271-2829 (852 amino acids)
Biological process (GO): mRNA processing; protein phosphorylation; IRE1-mediated unfolded protein response
Cellular component (GO): IRE1-TRAF2-ASK1 complex
Molecular function (GO): protein serine/threonine kinase activity; ATP binding; RNA endonuclease activity
Source: RefSeq, a predicted model, not a curated record
UGUAGAAAGGACUAAACAUGAAGAAAGCUAUACUCAGGGGGUCCAAAGGAAACCAUGUCCGAGAGGUGUCGUGUGCUGAUUUUUGAGGUUUUCCAGCAUUGACUCAAAUCACGACUCCAAACAAUCAACACACGGCUCCAGAGAUGCUUAAAUUCUACAAACAGAUUCGAAUCGUCCACUGGAUCUGAUAAUCUGUACACAAGUUAUCGAAUUUCAAGUUAUCUUUAUCAUGAUACGCUAGCGAAUUGAAGGUGUUUUCAAUCGAAUGCAAUGAAUCGCAUGUUUUCUAGGGCUUUAAUUUGCAAAUUGCUGUUCAUUGUUCUGUUGUUUGGAUCGAGUGAUAGCAAUUUGUUUGAUCAAGCACCUGCUAGACGGUCUUUGUUGUCGUUCCCGGAUACUCAUGACACAGCACUUGUUGCUACCUUGGAUGGUACAAUCAAUUUGGUGUAUCGUGAUUCCGGGAGAAUAAUUUGGUCAUUUGCAUCAGGGCCCCCAAUUUACUCUUCAUACCAAGCUCCUAUAAACCAUGAUGAUGAUAAGGAAAAUGCAUCUUCAUCUUCAUCUUCAUCUGGAGGCAGUUAUUAUAUAGACUGCGGGGACGAUUGGAAGUUGUUUGCACAUACAGAUCUUGGCAAACAGGCUAUGGAUAUGAGUAUGGAGGAGUUCAUCAGAAUCAUGCCACAUGUAUCAGAGGACGGAGGAGUUAUUCUCGGAUCGAAAAAGACAACCGCAUUUGUCGUUGAUGCUAAUAGCGGAAGGAUAAUAAGAGUUCAUCAUAGCUCACCCGAUACUGCACACACACCAGUAAUCAAUGCCACAUCAGAUUCCAUCAUCCGAAAAACCAUCAAGAAACAUGAAAAGCCCGAUAAGCAGCUCUCGUUCACAAGAACAGAUUAUGUACUGACAACGUUUGCUCCGAAUUCUGACAAAGUUUUGUGGAAUGUGACGGUAGCAGACAUCGAUGUCGCUUUGCUUUGUCAAGAAAAUGCUAAUUCAAUAGCGGGCCCGUCUAUGUCCCCACGUAUAGAUAUCGGUUCCAAAUCGCAUGACAAAUUUAAUAUGCCGUUAUCAUGCCAAUCAAAAGCCGUUGUUCAUCGGUUACGCAUCCCUCGUGAUAUGGAUGCUUUUCAAAUAAGCGGCAAGCAGUCAGAACCUAAAGCUCCGAUAUUAAUACUCCCCCCAAACGAGCCUUUACUACCGAAUUCCGAAAAAUCUCGAAAAUAUUCUCGUGAUAAUGACUUUGAGACCCAAACCGUGUUUUCAUUGCCUAGCGUGGAACCGGGACUUGAAAUUCCGGGCCCGCAAGAUGUAAAAAAGCAUGUAGUCUCUGAAAGGCGAAUAGCAUUUGUCAUAAUUUCGGCUCUUAUUAUUGUGAUUGGAUUUCUUAUGUAUCGCCACCAUAUUUUGACGUCUGUGACGCUGAACAAAAACGCAAAGUCUUCAUCGUCUAGAAAGAAAAGACAUCGGAAAUCCGGGAAGAGUUACGGGAACGAGGACGGAAAUGGAAAUGCAGAGGGUGACGUUGAAAAAAGUUUAUUAAAGUUUAAUGAUUUAGUCGAAUGUGAUAUGGAAGGGCGCACGAUCGGUAAAUUAUUUGUAUCGAGUAACGAAAUUGCAAAGGGGAGUAAUGGCACUGUUGUUCUUGAAGGAAUGUACGAAGGUCGUAAGGUAGCUGUGAAACGUCUUGUGAGGGCCCACCAUGAUGUUGCGUUUAAAGAAAUUCAAAACCUUAUUGCUUCUGACCAACAUACGAAUAUUGUUCGUUGGCAUGGUGUGGAAUAUGAUCAGGACUUUGUUUAUCUUUCAUUGGAGCGUUGUGCUUGCAGCCUUUAUGAUUUGAUUCAAAUGUACACGGAUUCGUCUCAGAACGUUGGACCUACUAAAACGCGAAUGAUGGAUGAUGUCAUGCAUGGCGUUCGUUUAUGGAGAUCAAACGGAUAUCCUUCCCCUAUCUUGUUAAAGUUGAUGAGGGAUAUAGUAGCUGGCCUUGUACAUUUGCAUGAAUUAGGGAUUAUUCAUCGGGAUUUGAAGCCUCAUAAUGUGUUGAUAGUUAAAGAAAAAGUCCUAUGUGGCAAACUUUCUGAUAUGGGCAUAAGUAGACGUCUUGUUGGAGACAUGUCAUCAUUAGGACAUCAUGCUACAGGUUCCGGAAGUUCGGGAUGGCAAGCACCUGAACAACUUCUUCUCGGACGUCAAACUCGAGCCGUAGAUUUGUUUAGUUUAGGAUGUGUCCUGUUCUUCUGCAUUACAUGUGGCAGACACCCAUUUGGCGACCAUCUUGAACGCGAUGUCAACGUGGCCAAAAAUCGAGUCAAUCUUUUCUUGGUGGAACACAUUCCGGAAGCAGUGAACCUCUUCUCUCAGUUGUUAAACCCUAAUGCUGAACUCAGGCCAAAGGCAUCGGAGGUGUUACACCAUCCUCUGUUUUGGAAUUCUGAGAUACGCGUAUCUUUUUUGCGCGAUACGAGUGAUAGGGUGGAGUUGGAAGACCGGGAAGUCAAUUCCAUUAUUCUUGGAGCAUUAGAAAGCAAAGGUUCUAUAGCUUUGGGUGGAAAAUGGGAUGAAAAAAUGGAACCUGCAUUUAUUGCUAAUAUCGGGCGUUACAGACGUUAUAAGUACAACAGUGUUCGUGACUUGCUGCGUGUUAUUCGAAAUAAACUCAGUCAUUACAGGGAACUACCUUAUGAAAUUCAGGAAUUGUUGGGAUCUAUACCAGAAGGCUUUGAUGUGUAUUUUGCCAGUAGGUUUCCUAGACUGUUGAUGGAGGUAUACAUUGUUAUGUAUCAUUAUUGCAAGGAAGAAGAAUGGUUUCAUAAGUAUUUAGGAUAACUACUUAACUAAUGGGUUAUCAUAAUGUAUCCAUGUAAUAUAUAUUAUUUGUAAUAUAAUAAACAUCAAUAUUAUUGUUUAUAGAUCUUUGUGGUAUUUGAAGUAUAUAGUUUAUGUUCUUUAGUGAA